Panthera uncia (snow leopard) is the source of this 6980-nucleotide messenger RNA. It is a transcript of the gene TRAK2, whose product is annotated as trafficking kinesin protein 2. Gene Ontology annotation, cellular component: dendrite. Bases 1309 to 4038 code for a protein of 909 amino acids. The record is from RefSeq and is a predicted model, not a curated record. Gene Ontology annotation, molecular function: GABA receptor binding. NCBI's taxonomy places the organism in Eukaryota, Metazoa, Chordata, Mammalia, Carnivora, Felidae. The transcript has 16 exons. Gene Ontology annotation, biological process: anterograde axonal transport of mitochondrion; neurogenesis.
AACUUGCCCUUGCCAACUUCCCCUGAAAACGCAGGAGCCUCCCAGCCCCGAGCUCCUCUCGGUCCUCUGAGGUCACGCGCGGACAGAACAGGAGGCUGGAUAUCGGAGGCCUGGGUCUUCGCCGGGUCCCCGCCCCGCGGUGGGAAGUGGUUUGUUUCCUAAGUGUGGGUGCGAAGUGAUGGGCGCUGGGCUCUGGUCUCUGGGUUCACCCCAGCUGCACCUCUUGAGGAUUGGCAGCAUCUAUCAUUCUCUGUCGGAGAGCAUCCAGCUGGAGCCCCAUCCCUGAGUGAUGAGCGGCUUUAGUGCCUGGACGUUAAACCUUAAGCCUUGGUCACCAUCUGUGAUGUGAGCGAAAGGAGAGGAUAUUGCAAAGAGCUCUUUUCUGUGUUGAUUUGGGCUUUUCUUCAGAUUGAUUUUGAGCCAGAUACCACAUAUCUUUGAAAAGAAAUGGUUAGCUUUAGUUUCAAGCAUAGAUAAUAGAUAUUGGCAGAUGUCGUUUUUAGUACCAGCAUAAUCUAAACAGUUAAAAGAGUUCUGGGUCAUAAUAAUAAUGGUGAUCUCAGUUAACUGCCCACGAACCUUUUAUUAAAACCUGCAGUUUCUGAGCCGAGGGGGAAAAAAAAAGCAGUAACUUUUCACUGGAAAUUCACCAAGCUAGAAUGGAUCAUAGGAAUAAAAUGGUAUGGACUCUUCCAGUUUUUUUUAAAAAAUAGAUAUUUCAGCAAAAAUUGUCCUGACCUUCAAAUCUUUGCCAUAGAAUUGGAAGUCUGAGUUACAGUGAUCUCCAAAUAGCCUGUUAAUAGCCUUGACGUGACACCUCAGAACAAACAGAACAAAUUGUGAAGGACAUUUGGUGGUGAGAAAGGGCAGGGAUAAAGACACUUUAUCAUCUCAGCAGUUUUUCCAGCUUUCUAUUUUUAAAAUUAAUGUCCAACAAGUCUCAGACAUUCAGCAAUCACAUGUAUGAAAGACAGUGUUUUGCUUUUUUUUUUACAGAUUUUUAUUCAUUGUUGAAGGAGCCAUAAAAAAGAACAAACAUUUGAGUAUAGUUGACCCUUGAACAACAUGGAGGAUAGGAGUGCCUAUCCCCUGCACAGUCAGAAAUCCAGGUCAUGACUCGCCAGAGUAUGAUAAUCACGUGAGAGCACUCAUUGCUGCAGAUGUCAUUUGACUCAUCAGAAAAAAUCUGUUUAAAAGAAAAUAUCUAUGCGACCAGAUCCAUUUCAUUUUUGAAUGGCUUGAUGGAUUUCCUUUACUCUGAUUCACACCAAAGCUGUCCUUAUCAACCAAAGCAAGAAAGGAUCCUGCAUGAGUCAAUCACAGAAUGCCAUUUUUACAUCACCAACAGGUGAAGAAAACCUCAUGAAUAGCAAUCACAGAGACUCAGAGAGUAUCACUGAUGUCUGCUCCAAUGAGGAUCUCCCUGAAGUUGAGCUGGUAAGUCUGCUAGAAGAACAGCUACCCCAGUAUAAGCUAAGAGUGGACUCUCUAUUUCUAUAUGAAAAUGAAGACUGGACUCGGUCCCCACACCAGCAGCAGCAUGCAUCUGAUGCCCUCUCUCCAGUCCUUGCUGAAGAGACUUUCCAUUAUAUGAUUCUAGGCACAGACAGGGUGGAGCAGAUGACCAAAACUUACAAUGACAUCGACAUGGUUACACACCUCCUGGCAGAGAGGGAUCGUGAUCUGGAACUAGCUGCUCGAAUUGGACAAGCUCUCUUAAAACGGAACCAUGUCUUGUCUGAGCAGAAUGAAGCUCUGGAGGAGCAACUGGGACAAGCCUUUGAUCAAGUUAAUCAACUGCAGCAUGAGCUGUCCAAGAAAGAUGAAUUACUUCGAAUUGUCUCUAUUGCCUCUGAAGAGAGUGAAACUGAUUCCAGCUGUUCUACACCUCUUCGGCUCAAUGAGUCCUUUAGCUUAUCUCAAGGUUUGUUGCAGUUGGACAUGCUACAAGAAAAACUCAAGGAACUGGAAGAGGAGAAUAUGGUUCUUCGAUCCAAGGCUUGUCACAUAAAGACAGAAACUAUUACCUAUGAAGAGAAGGAACAACAACUUGUCAAUGACUGUGUUAAAGAACUUCGUGAAACAAAUGCUCAAAUGUCCAGAAUGACUGAAGAAUUAUCUGGGAAGAGUGAUGAACUGAUUCGGUACCAAGAAGAGAUCUCCUCUCUCUUGUCUCAAAUUGUCGAUCUUCAGCAUAAAGUUAAAGAACAUGUGAUUGAGAAGGAGGAACUGAGACUUCACCUACAAGCUUCCAAAGAUGCCCAAAGACAACUGACAAUGGAGCUGCAUGAGUUACAAGACAGGAAUAUGGAGUGUCUGGGAAUGUUACAUGAGUCCCAAGAGGAAAUAAAGGAACUUCGUAGUAGAUCUGGCCCUGCUGCUCAUCUUUACUUUUCACAGUCAUAUGGAGCUUUUUCUGGGGAAUCCCUGGCAGCUGAGAUUGAGGGGACCAUGCGUAAAAAGUUGAGUUUGGAUGAGGAAUCUUCUCUCUUCAAACAAAAAGCCCAACAGAAACGGGUAUUUGAUACUGUCAAGGUUGCCAAUGACACACGGGGCCGCUCUAUCCCAUUCCCAGCUCUGCUGCCCAUUCCAGGGUCCAACCGUUCAAGUGUCAUCAUGACAGCAAAACCUUUUGAGUCUGGUUUGCAACAAACAGAGGACAAAACCCUCCUGAACCAGGGGGGCAACUCAGAAGAGGUUUCAGAGAACAUUCAGAAGCUGGGUCAACCAGGACCCUCUGAAGAUAGUGAUUUGGCUACAGCACUGCAUCGCCUUAGUCUGCGGCGACAGAACUACUUAAGUGAGAAGCAGUUCUUUGCUGAAGAAUGGGAACGGAAGAUCCAGGUUCUGGCUGACCAGAAAGAAGGGGUUAGUGGCUGUGGCACCCCCACAGAGAGCCUUGCCUCUCUGUACACCGACCAGUCAGAGAUCACAGACCUCAGCAGUGCCAGUUGCCUUCGAGGUUUUAUGCCUGAGAAAUUACAAAUUGUCAAGCCACUUGAAGGAUCACAAACUUUGCACCACUGGCAGCAGCUUGCUCAACCAAAUUUAGGAACCAUUCUUGACCCACGACCAGGUGUCAUCACUAAAGGCUUUACCCAGUUGCCCAAGGAUGCCAUCUAUCACCUCUCAGAUUUAGAAGAGGAUGAAGAGGAAGGUAUCACUUUUCAAGUGGAACAGAACCCUUCAAUAUCCAAGCCAGUAACAGGAAUCUUCCUUCCACCCAUUACUUCAGCUAGUGGUCCAGUUACAGUUGCAACUUCAAACCCAGGAAAGUGUCUGUCAUGCACAAACUCGACAUUCACCUUCACUACCUGUAGGAUAUUGCAUCCUUCUGAUAUCACUCAGGUUACCCCCAGUUCUGGGUUCCCUUCAUUAUCCUGUGGAAGUGCUGGUAGCAGUUCAUCAAACACAGCGGUGAAUUCUCCUGCUAUGUCCUAUAGACUCAGCAUUGGUGAAUCUAUUACCAACAGACGAGAUUCUACUAUAACAUUCAGCAGCACCAUGAGCUUGGCCAAACUUCUACAGGAACGAGGCAUUUCUGCUAAAGUGUAUCACAGCCCAAUUUCAGAGAACGCCCUCUUCCAGCCUGUCCCUAAAUCCCUGGCUAUUCCUUCCACACCACCAAAUUCACCAUCUCACUCACCCUGCCCUUCUCCUUUACCCUUUGAGCCUCGAGUGCAUCUCUCUGAAAAUUUUUUGGCCUCCCGACCAGCUGAAACAUUCCUCCAGGAGAUGUAUGGUUUGAGACCUUCCCGGAACCCUCCUGAUGUUGGCCAGUUGAAGAUGAACUUAGUGGACAGGCUAAAGAGACUGGGGAUAGCCAGAGUAAUCAAAACCCCUAAUGCACAGGAAAAUGGAAGAAGCCAAGAGGCAGAAAUUGGUCUUCAAAGACCAGACUCUGCUAUUUAUUUAAAUUCAGGUAGCAAUUUAUUGAGUGGACUGAGGAGGAAUCAGAGUCUUCCAGUCAUGAUGGGUAGCUUUGGCACGCCUGUAUGCACAUCCUCGCCAAAAAUGGAUGUCCUGAAGGAAGACUGAAGUUCAGCAAUUAACUGAUCUCUUAAACAAAUUAGCACAUGAAGGAUAGAUUUGCACUGAUACAUGUAGUCUGGUCUGACUGAGAGACAAGGAAUGUUGCAGAUGGAUUGUGAAUGUGGAAAGGGGAAGUGGAAGAAUGGAAACAAAAUUGAGAUGAGCCCCUAAUGAAUGAGGUCUAAUAAAUUGCAAGUAUAGAUGAAUGAGUCAUGAGUGUUUGGAGGCAGAAAAGGAAGAAAGGUUUAAUAUACUCCUUCAGUUGAAUGUUCCUAUCUUGAAAAUAAAAAGUGACUAGACAAUAAAUUCAGUAAUACCGAAAUAUGCCAGAGAUACUAAACUUGCUAGAACAUUUAUUCCUAGUAAACAAAAGCAGGAAGAACCCAGGUUAGGAGAUGGGAAGAAAAAGGGAGCAGCCUUGACCAUUGCCUAUAAAAAGCUGUACUGCAGGGUUGUUGAGGUAAGCCCUGUCUGUUACUGAGACAAGGAAGAUGCUUUUAUGUUUUACCCUGUUAAUGUCUGGAUAAAUUACAUAUCCAUCAAAUGGUAUGUACACAACAUUAGCAAGCAAGGAAUUUUAUCUUUUUCAUAAAAUCAGAAUAAUGGAGACUCUCUUUUUGCUUUCCGUUUUCAAGCCUUUGAGCCACUGGGAGCCCAAACCACCCAAAUUCCUUUUGUAUUUGUGAUUAAUAAAAAUUCAUUUUUAAAUUUGUAUUUUUAUACAACACCUCCCAAAAAACAACAUGAAUUGGGGGAUAAGGAUGUCCUUUAAGAAGGAAAAUAUGGGUAAGUUGGAACCAAGGAAACUUGUUUUCAAAAUAUUUUAUUUAGAUAAGUACAGUGGCCAAGAAAUAUGAACAUAAUUACAUGGCUUUCAAAUUUCCUUGGAGACUGGAAGGGGUUAAACCAGAAGUGCAAUCAAUAGGAAUUAGGGAAUGUUGUGUAUUUAUGUCUGUACGUUUUUUUGUAAGUAAAGUUAGUUGCAACUAAACUUUUUCCAAAGUGCUAUGCAUAUUUUUCAUUAAAGAUGACAUGUAUUUGCACAAAAUUUCUCAGGCAUAUUAAAUUAUUAUAAGCUGAAGUAAAACCCAGGUGCUUGCUUUGAGAUUGUGGUUUUUUUUAAUUGUAAAAUUAAAAUACAUCGUCUUUUUCUUGGUAUCUGUAGAAUUAGAGAAUGAACUUUUUAAUGGGGAAGUCAAAGUUUUUGCUUUUUUUCUGGGAAUCUUUUUUUUUCUUUUUUUUUUUUUUUUUGGUACAGAUUCUAUGAAAUGGCAAAGUGAAACUCGGGAAUUCGGUUUCAGCAUUCAUCAGUGUGACACAAGGCUGUGAAUUGGGAAGAAACAGAUCUGUUUUACAAACUGUCGCUAAUCAAGGCCUAUUCCUCAUCAUGACAUGGCUUUCUCUAGGCAGUACAGUUCAGAAAAAAAAAAACAAAAAAACAUUAUAUGAAAGGCAUGAUAGAGAAGAGAUGAGGGUGGAGGCUAAUUAUUUUGUUAUUAAAAAUGGGAGGCAUAUUACGUGAUCUUUUUGGUGGUUAAUUUGCAAAUGUUUUGCUCCUUACUUCUGACUUAACCGGAAGGCAGUUUUGUGAAGCAUUCUUGAUGAGAGUCUUGCUCUGAUUCCCAUCGAUACACCUAUUCUCAUGCCUGCAGAGGAUCCUUCCUUUCUCCUCUUGUGGUGCCUCUCCUACAUAAAGAGCUGUGUGUUCAAAAGGGUAGAAAAACCCACAUGUGUGCAUGGUAAGAAUGUGUGAGUUUACCAUACUUUUUAGAAGCUUAAUAAAACUUUUCUAAAUUUCUUAAAAACAGAAAGUGAAAGUGCCCUCUCCACCUUCUCUCCGCUUUUGUCAGUCAUGCUGAGAUCAGCAGACCUUAUAUUAACAUGUUCAGAAAGGAUUCUAGCAGGUCUCCCAUAGGUGAACAUAAGUGUCCCUGAAUGUGGUAGGCAUUAACCAGAAGAAUUCCAUGUUUAAAGAUGUUUAAAUUUCCAGAAUAUUCCAAUUCACUUCUAAAAAAUAGUAUUUGAGUUCUACUUCAUAAAAUAAACUCUGGGGUGCUUAUUUUAGCAAAGUCUUAAAGCUUUUUAUUUAUUCUCUAAGAAAAUAAUCUUGCUGUUGCCAGUUUCCAAGAAACAUCGGGAAAUGGGUAAAUGUACAGCCAGAGAGUAGUACAAAGUUAUGAAAUUAUCAGAUUUAUGUAUACUAUAUAAAUAGCUGUAAACUAAGCUAGAUUUUGGAGUGUUCUGUAUAAUUAGUAUACUUUUUUAAUAACUGAUGCUAAAAUGAUCAUUUUGGAGGCAGGGUGAGGGCAUAUUCACAGCCAAAUAAGCACAUCUAAUUGAAGUUUCAGUUUUUGAAAACUAGAUUGAUGUUACUGUUUCACCAGAAACAUAAUGAUUUGUAUACUGGCGCAUGCUUGUCUCUAAAAAUGAAUGUUUUGAAAUUGGGUUUUACUGUUUUUAAAGAUUCCAUCUAAAAUCAUUUUUGGUACAGCCUGAGAAUCUCUAUUCUAACAAAAGUGUGCAAAUUAUAGGAAGAAGACCUGGAGCCUUGUAGUAAGUUUCUCCUCACUUUAUCUGUUACACUUGAGUACUGUUCACAUUUUAGUUUUUCUGUAUCAACUGUGUAUGUACUUUUAUGCCAAUAUAAGAAACUCCAAUCUUUUUUUUCUCCUUUAGGAAGAUUCUCAGUGAUUAUACCUCAGGUAUUUCUAAGUAUCCUACUCUCUAUAGGAGGGAUACCUUCGUGGGCUCAGAAUGAAAAGUUUCCCUGAAUUAUGAUGAUCUCAAAUCUUACGUAAUAGCCUUAGGCGUUGGUCUUAGGGAGAACUUCAUGACCAUCGUUAAAGUAGCUGUUGGUUUUUUUUUUAAGUUUUAUACUCUGUGUUCUUGAUUUGACAUGAAUGAACAGACUUUGGCAAAGGGAGGAAAUAAGAGGCAGCUCACAACAA